UCUUCUGACUCUUCUCUGCCAUUCUCCGUUUCAAGUUUCAACGUUGAACAAAAACCAUAAAUACAAAAACGAUAAAAGAAAACAAAAAGAUUUACACAGAGACGAGAUGGCGACGUUGUUACCGGAAUUGAAGCCGCGAGAGGCCGUACAUCCGUCGGAUUCAGCUGACACGACGUCGCUCACAUGUUGCUUAAAGAUGAGCUUAGAGCGUGACUCACCGAUUUUGAUCUUUUGCUUCUUUCACAAAGCGGUCCGCAAUGAGCUCGACGCGCUUCACCGCUUGGCCAUGAAGUUCGCCACUGGACACCCUGUCGAUAUUUGCACCUUGUUUGAACGGUACCGUUUCUUGCGCUCCGUUUAUCAGCACCACUCCAAUGCUGAGGAUGAGGUUAUCUUUCCAGCUCUUGAUAUACGUGUAAAAAACGUAGCAAAAACAUAUUCUCUUGAACACGAGAAUGAAAGCAAUCUAUUUGACCAUCUUUUCGAGCUGCUAAGCUCUUAUAGGAAAAAUGAUGAAAGGUUCCCCAAGGAGUUAGCAUCUUGUACAAGAGCCCUUCUUACAUCAAUCAGCCAGCACUUGGCAAAGGAAGAAGAGCAGGUCUUUCCCUUGCUCAUUGGGAAGUUCUCACCUGAAGAACAGGCAUCUCUUCUCUGGCAGUUUUUGUGCAGCAUUCCCGUGAAUAUGAUGGCAAAGUUCCUUCCAUGGCUCUCAUCUUCUAUUUCACUAGAUGAAUAUCAGGAUAUGCAAAAGUGCUUAAGCAAGAUAGUCCCAGAAGAAAAGCUUCUUCAGCAGGUUAUUUUCACGUGGAUGGAAGGAAGAAAUGAUAUUGACACUGUUGAAAAUUGCAUAGAUGGUUCUGAGGUCGGAGGUCUUCUAGAUUCUAUCAGUAAUGGAUGGACUCAACAAAUGGAAGGAGGAAAGUGUGCAUGUGAGUCAUCCAAGACUGAAAAAAGGAAAUAUUUAGAGCCAACUAAUGAUGAGCCAAGUAAUGAUGUCCCUUCUACCACUGGGAUAUGUCCAAUUAAUGAAAUACUACUUUGGCACAAUGCUAUAAGAAGGGAGCUGAAUGAGAUAGCUAAGGAGGCCAAGAAGAUACAACUUUCUGGUGAUUUUAGUAAUUUAUCAGCCUUCGAGGGACGUUUGCAAUUCAUUGCAGAAGUUUGCAUUUUUCAUAGUAUUGCUGAAGAUAAGAUCAUAUUCCCUGCAGUAGACGGAGAAUUUUCUUUUUCACAGGAGCAUGCUGAAGAAGAAAGCCAAUUUAAUGACUUUAGGCGUUUGAUUGAAAGUAUUCAAAGUGCAGGAGCAAAUUCUACUUCUGCUGCUCAGUUUUAUGAAAAGUUGUGCAUCCAUACUGAUCAAAUAGUGGAAGCUAUACUAGGGCACUUCCACAAUGAGGAAGUUCAGGUUCUUCCGCUUGCUCGAAAGCACUUCAGCUUCAAAAGGCAGCAGGAAGUUUUGUACCAAAGUUUGUGCAUUAUGCCAUUAAAAUUGAUUGAGCGUGUCCUGCCAUGGCUGAUGGGGUCAUUCACUGACAAAGAAGCCAGAAAUUUCCUUAAGAACAUGCGAUCUGCAGCUCCGGCAAUGGAUAAGGCUCUUGUCACUCUGUUUUCUGGAUGGUCUUGCAAGGGUAGGAAUCAGGGUGAAUGCUUGUCUCCCAAUGUAGUUGGUUGCUGUCCUGCUAAAAAGUUUGCUGAUAUUGAAGAAAAUUUUUCUCAGUCAUGUCAUGCUUGCUCUUCGAAGUUUUGCACUAAUGCCAGUCCAUUGUCAUCUCAAGAUAAAGUGAAAAGGCGAGUCAAAAGAAAUGUCCCGCUGUUGUGUAAAAGUAACAACAAUCUGGACCCCUUGGAAACUGCAAAUCCCCCCAAGCGGUCUUUGAGUGAUUGGCCUUGUUGUGUCCCAGGUUUAGGAGUAGACGGAAACAAUCUGGGAUUGAGUUCUCACUCUGCAGCUAAGUCUUUGCGGUCCUUGUCUUUCAGCUCCUCUGCUCCAUCUCUUAAUUCUAGUCUGUUUAUCUGGGAAACAAAUAGUAGUAGCUCUUAUGAUGUUGGAUGUGCAGAAAGACCAAUUGAUACCAUAUUCAAAUUUCAUAAAGCUAUUAGCAAAGACUUGGAGUAUCUGGAUGUUGAAUCUGGAAAGCUGAUUGAUUGUGAUGAGACAUUCCUUCGGCAGUUCAUUGGAAGAUUUCAACUCCUAUGGGGCUUAUACAGAGCUCACAGUAAUGCUGAGGAUGAAAUUGUUUUUCCAGCACUGGAAGCAAAAGAAGCACUUCAUAAUGUGAGUCACUCAUAUACGUUGGACCAUAAGCAGGAGGAAAAACUGUUUGAAGAUAUUUCAUUUGUUCUUUCUGAGAUUUCACAACUACAUGAAAGCUUGCAAAAGGCCCAUUUGGAAGAAAAUUUAACUCAGAGUGACACUGAAUUCUCUGCAGCCCAUAGGGAUGAUUUAAUGGCCAAGUAUAUUGAGCUAACUACUAAACUUCAAGGGAUGUGUAAAUCCAUAAAAGUUACUCUGGAUCAUCAUAUUUUUAGAGAAGAACUAGAGCUGUGGCCAUUGUUUGGUAGACAUUUCUCUCUAGAGGAGCAAGACAAAAUUGUUGGUCGCAUAAUUGGAUCUACAGGUGCCGAAGUGCUCCAAUCUAUGCUACCAUGGGUAACUUCUGCUCUUACUCAAGAUGAGCAGAAUAAAUUGAUGGACACGUGGAAGCAGGCAACCAAAAACACAAUGUUCAAUGAGUGGCUUAAUGAAUGCUGGAAAGGACCUCCAGAAUCAUCUUCUGACACUGAAACAUCAAAUGCAAAAAUUUCUCAGACAGAUAAUGAUUUUCAAGAAAGCUUGGAUCAAAGGGAUUCAAUGUUUAAGCCUGGAUGGAAAGAUAUCUUUCGUAUGAAUCAAAAUGAGCUUGAGGCUGAGAUCAGGAAGGUUUAUAAGGACUCAACUCUUGAUCCCAGGAGACAAGCAUAUCUAGUUCAAAAUCUGAUGACAAGUCGCUGGAUAGCUGCACAGCAGAAGUUGCCUCAAGCAACAGCUGGGGAAACUUCUGAUGGUGAAGAUGUAAUGAGCUACACACCAUCAUUUCGAGAUCCAGAGAAACUAGUAUUUGGAUGUGAGCACUACAAAAGAAACUGCAAAAUUCGUGCAGCUUGCUGUGGCAAGUUAUUUACCUGUAGAUUUUGUCAUGACAAAAUGAGUGAUCACUCAAUGGAUAGAAAAGCAACAUCAGAAAUGAUGUGUAUGCGUUGCCUCAAAGUUCAGGCUGUUGGGCCAACCUGCACAACUCCUUCAUGCAAUGGGCUAUCUAUGGCAAAAUACUACUGCAACAUAUGCAAACUUUUUGAUGAUGAAAGGACUGUGUAUCAUUGUCCAUUUUGCAAUUUAUGCCGUGUUGGGAGGGGUCUUGGCAAAGAUUAUUUUCAUUGCAUGACCUGCAAUUGUUGCUUGCCGUUGAAGAUAGUGAACCACAAGUGCAUUGAGAAAUGUCUAGAAACAAACUGCCCUAUCUGCUGUGACUUUCUAUUCACAUCAAGUGACGUUGUCAGAGCUUUACCUUGUAGCCAUCAUAUGCAUGUGGCAUGCUUUCAGGCCUACACUUGCAGUCAUUACACCUGCCCAAUUUGCAGCAAAUCCUUGGGAAAUAUGGCGAUCUAUUUUGGCAUGCUUGAUUCUCUUUUGGCUGCGGAGGAGCUUCCAGAGGAAUAUAAGAAUCGUUUACAGGAUAUACUUUGCAAUGAUUGUGAGAAAAAGGGCACUGCACGCUUCCAUUGGUUGUAUCAUAAAUGUGGAUCCUGUGGAUCUUACAACACCCGGGUGAUCAAGAGUGAGGCAACAGUUCCGGACUGCUCUACAUAACACGAACCACAGGUUCUUUUAUUCUGUAAAUGUUCGCAUCCUUUAGCUUGUAAAUAUUUGUAUAGGCAACCCAAGUGUACCCCUACUUACUCCUACAGAAGCCUUUAUAUAUAGGAGCCCUUAUAGGUUGUUAUAUUUUUGUGGUUGAAUUCACUAUAGAGGAUAGAGACAACAGUGGAAGCAGAGAGAAGAGUAGAAGCUUCAGAGGAUUGAAAUGUCGAAAAAUAUGAAUUUUGCUAUGUUAUUAGGUCCGAUAACUAUAUUGGUACAAGAGAUUCGAAACACAAAAAGUAAGAAUUACAAUAUAAAACUUAUAGUUGUAAAUUGUAAUG
Pistacia vera is the source of this 4179-nucleotide messenger RNA. RefSeq names its product zinc finger protein BRUTUS. Gene Ontology annotation, biological process: protein ubiquitination; ubiquitin-dependent protein catabolic process. NCBI's taxonomy places the organism in Eukaryota, Viridiplantae, Streptophyta, Magnoliopsida, Sapindales, Anacardiaceae. The transcript has 14 exons. Gene Ontology annotation, cellular component: nucleus. The record is from RefSeq and is a predicted model, not a curated record. Gene Ontology annotation, molecular function: zinc ion binding; ubiquitin protein ligase activity. The coding region runs from base 107 to 3847 and encodes 1246 amino acids.